Messenger RNA from Hyla sarda, 3792 nucleotides. Its product is annotated as kyphoscoliosis peptidase-like. The transcript is spliced from 7 exons. The record is from RefSeq and is a predicted model, not a curated record. The coding region runs from base 88 to 2616 and encodes 842 amino acids. NCBI's taxonomy places the organism in Eukaryota, Metazoa, Chordata, Amphibia, Anura, Hylidae.
GUCUGCCUACUUCGUUCAUCAAUAUGUGGCUCCACUCUUUUCGGCACGUGUUCUUCUGAACUGUUCCUCAUUGGUCUGGUCUCGGAAAUGGGUCGUGGUAACAGCAUUGGGACAGAAAAUGUCCAGUGUGAUCAAAUUCUUCCCCUAAAAAUCCCAUUACUGAAAAAUGUUAAUAAUAACAAUUAUAAGAAAUGUACCAAGGGACCAGGACAGUGUAAGCCUGAAGAUCCCAUCCAAGGUACAAGAAACAUCAAGUUGUCUGCCAAGUCUAAGACUCUAGACAUCCAGAAUGGAAAUAUAUAUGAGUUACAUGAGCAAAAUUAUGGCAACAUCUCCACCAAAACAUCUAACCAGCUGGUCGCUGACCACAUAUCUGGGACCUUCCAGGUCACCAGCCAACAAAAUAAAGCAAAGACAAAUGUGGGAAGCAGAAAGGAAGUUUUUACAUUCUGGUCAACAAAGGUUGAGAUUCAAGAAAACCCAAUGGCCAAGUCUCCGAAAACAAGUGGAGAUUACAGAAAUGUUACCCCUAAGAAGCCUGCUGUCAGUCCUACAGACAAGACCAGACCUUGUGAUCUCUGUAAGAAGCCUCAAGCUACAACCCCCACUAAGAGGAAGAAAAGACAAGAACUGUUAUCUGCAAUGGAUUUUACCCACAUUGAUGAUCAUGUUCUGUCUGUGAGCAGCCAGAUCACAUCUGGAAUUAUGUCUGUACAAGAAAUCGUACAAAAAAUCACAGCCAGAUCCGAAAAUGACUUCGAGAAAUUACGGGCAAUAUGGAUGUGGAUUUGCCAUAAUAUCAGUUAUGACGUAGAAGGAUUUCUUGGAAAUUCGGAGAAACUGUACAAAACGGAGGACGUUCUGGAGAAGAAGAAAGGUGUGUGCGCUGGGUACGCAGGGCUGUGUAAAGAAAUGUGCAGGGAGAUGGGAAUAUCCUGCAGAGAGAUUUCCGGGUUCAGUCGCGGGGCCGACUCCUGUGACAGCGUCAGAUUCCACAGGACAAAGUCCAACCAUAUGUGGAACGUGGUGGAGCUGGAGGGAGAAUGGUACCACCUGGACGCCUGCUGGGGGGCCGGUACUGUGGACCUUCAGGAAAGAAGAUUUAUACCAAGAUAUGAAGACUUUUUCUUCCUCACAGACCCUGAGGAUUUCAUUGAAACUCAUUGGCCUGAUGACCCAACUUGGCAACUGCUCGACUCCAGAGUUUCUUUUGAAGAUUUUGAGAAAAAAAUCUUCAAGACUUCGGAGUUCUUUAGGUUCCAGCUUUUCAUCAUCUCUCCAAAAGUUUUCUACCUCACAACAGUAGACGGCGAAGUCAAAAUCUCACUUGGCAGCUCACACCCAAUGGAAUAUAGUUAUAAGAUCUACAUGCUCUUCGAUAACACUAGAACUUUUGUAGAUAAGACCUUCGGGAUACUCUCCAUCCAAGAGUCCCUUAUGACCCUACGAGUUUUUCCGCCUUCGCAUGGACAGUACGAGUUGAUGACAUUUGCCAGGCCUGUGGAUGCCAAAUACCCAUACAAGUGGGUUUGCUCCUAUCAAAUUGACUGCCCUCAGCCAAAAACUUCUCUAAAGUUGCCUGAAAAUCCAUAUCACUAUUGGGGAUUAAAUCACAAAGCAAAAGACUUAGGGGUCAUCAGCUACAACUCAGGUGAGGACCUUAUUUUGGCUCAGGUCAGCUCCCUCAAGGUUACUUUUAAGACAUCCAGACCCUUGAUGGCAACGUUCCAAUUUACCCAUCCAGAGAUGUCAGAGCCUCUCAGUAAAAAAUGUCUAGCCUCUCAGAUAGAGGAUGACCAGCUGGGAUGCUGCCUUCUCCUGCCAUUCAGUGGAUACUAUAGAUUGUCCUUGUUUGUCAAAGACCAGGAAGCCAAAAACUUUCAGAAUGCGGCUAACGUUUUGAUAAAAUGCAAUAACCCAAUAAACCAUAAUGAACUGUUCCCACCAAAUCUUAGUGUUCACUGUGGACCUGGAAGCAACUCGAGACGUCUUGGUCUCACCAAUCCUAGCCAUACGUCUCCAAUCAUCACUACAACCACUGGUAAAUGUAACAUCACCUUCCAUACAUUGUGGGACUUGGAGCUAUAUCCCAUUUUGGAGAGUAGUAAAGUGUCUAAUGGCUUGUGCUCUCUGGACCGGCAUUGUUUCCUUACCCAUCUGGACCAUAAGUUUAGUUUGACCGUCCAUCUUCCGGAGUCAGGACAUUACAAACUGAGCAUUUUUACCAAACGUCAAGAUGUCCAAGAAGAGUUUUCACAUGCGUGUGACUAUGUCAUUGACUGCUACUCCAACAAGAACUUACUACCCUUCCCAAAAGUGUAUAGUGCUUGGGGACAUGGCUGUGCCUUACUGCAGCCACGAGUUGGACUCCUUCCAGUUGAAAGUUGGGAAAUAUUUAGAGUCAAAGUUCCUGGUGCAUGUAAAGUCCUUGUCAUUGGUCCCAUGAAGACGGAACUUGAGCUCACCAAGAACAAGAUCUGGGAGGGGAAGGUUUUCACGGGCACUGCUGGGUCCAUUAUUAAAAUAGCUGUGAAAGUUACUCCAAACUCUGCUACGAUGGACAUUGUGAUGUCAUUUAAAACCCAAAAUGAUGGACUAGGUACAUCUUCAGGCUAGCAAACAUGGUGGCAUCUAUGAAAAGUUGGAAAAAUAUAGCCUAUUUGUUAUUUUGUGUAUAGGCUCUUUAUAUCAUGUCACCAUACAGUGCCAUGCGAAGUCAUUUGUGGGUAAGAGGUAGACCCAUAUGUAGCUUUUGCAUCUCGGCCCAUGACAACGUCUUAGAUUAAAGACAGAAGGGCAAUCUGGUUGCCGUAGGUCCAGCCUCAAAAACCAUGUGGGUUGCAAUGAGAAAUGAAGUACAUCUAUCAUCAGAUUAGAUCUGCUUUUUGUAAGCUGCAGUUUGCACUGGCUCAGUCUAAAUAAGGGAGAGCCCAGUGCUGGAGAGAUGGGGCAUCACCCAGUGGGUUUUCUAUUUUGCCCCCUCCAGAUGUUAGUCCAAUCUCUAGUUAAUAGAGGUAAGUGACAUAUACGGUAGUUAAUUUUCAGGGGAGGUACUGAUUCUCAUUGAGGAGACUGCUUUUAGGCAAUGCUUCAUAGGAAAACAGUAUGCAAAUUAGCUCUCCUUUAAAAUAAAAUGGAAUUUCCUGUUUCUUAUCAUUUUGAAGGAAAUUCUGGUUUGGCUCCUUUUUUCCUUUCCCUUUCGCCUUAAUUUUUCUUUCCUUUCCCAUGCCUUUUCCUUUCCCUUUCUCAUUACUUUCCCUUUUUCUUCUUUUCCCUUCCUUUUCCUUUCCCUUUCUCAUUUUCCCUUUACUUGCCCUCUCUCCUUUUCUCUUUCCUUUUUUCCUCCUUCUUUUCCUUUCCCCUUCUCCUUACUUUCUUUCUCUCAUCUUCUCUUUCAUUUUCUUUUCCCUUUCCCUUCCCUUUUUUCCGUUUCCCUUCCUGUCCUUCCCUUUUUUCCGUUUCCCUUCCUGUCCUUCCCUUUUUCUAGUGUGUUACACAAUAGGCCAUUCUAGCCAUUUUAGUGAAAAUUUGGGGAAAUACCUAAUCGCCAAACUAGCAUGUAGGUACAAACUUGUUCAUCUUUAUUAGAAAUUGGGGUCUGUUGGAAUCAGAUCAAUGGCUCACGAUGAGUGUUACACUGUAUGUCCCCCAUGCUUUACACUGCAGCUCUUCCUAUACAGAUUGGCUAGCCAGUGCAUGGAGAGCACUUAUCAUCUAACUUGUAUUUUGAUUAAAACUGCAGGAAAACAAAACCUUUUUUUGGAUUAUUAAUCUACAUGAGAGAUUGUAGAA